GUGUGAGUUUUUACACGUUUUUAGGAAUAUUUGUUCUUUUUUUCCUUGCAGCCUUUAAACAUGGCUUUAAACAAACUAGGAAUUACCUCUUUGGAUGUUAAAGACAAGCGAGUACUCAUGAGAGUUGACUUCAAUGUGCCUCUUAAAGAUGGAAAAAUUACGAAUAACCAAAGAAUCAAAGCUGCCAUCCCUUCUAUCAAACACUGCAUUGACAAUGGUGCMAAAUCAGURGUUUUGAUGAGUCAUCUGGGUCGACCUGAUGGAAAAGUUGUUGACAAAUAUUCCUUGAAACCUGUUGUUGAUGAAGUUAAGACAUUGCUUGGAAGAGAUGUACAGUUUCUACCAAGUUGUGUUGGACCAGAGAUUGAAAGUGCUUGUGCAAACCCCAAAAGAGGCUCYGUAAUAUUGCUUGAAAAUCUUCGUUUCCACAUUGAAGAAGAAGGAAAAGGUGUUGAUGCUGAAGGGAAAAAGGUCAAAGCAAGUGACGAAGCAGUGAAAACAUUYCGAGCUUCACUUUCCAAGCUUGGUGAUGUCUAUGUGAAUGAUGCAUUUGGUACUGCACACAGGGCUCACAGUUCYAUGGUAGGAGUAGAUCAUUCAAAAAGAGCUGCUGGGUUUCUACUCAAAAAAGAACUAGACUACUUUGCAAAGGCUUUGGAAUCGCCAGAAAGGCCGUUUUUGGCCAUUCUUGGAGGGUAAGCAUGUAACAAUUCUGCCUUCUUGAAUAAAAACUGUGUAAUCAAACAUGGUUUUCGACCAAUCACAGCGCGCAUAGUAUCCUAAAUAUUUUAGAAAAUGAGCUAUUGCAAAUUUCAGAUUGGCGACUCUCUCUUUGACACAAAAGGUGCUGAAAUUGUACAAAAACUGGUUGACAAAGCUAAAGAAAAAGGGGUGAAGCUUUGCUUUCCUGUUGACUUUGUAACUGCAAGCAAAUUUGCAGAGGACGCAGAGGUUGGAAGUGCUACUGUUGAAUCUGGGAUACCUAAAGGAUGGAUGGGUCUUGACUGUGGACCUAAGAGYGUCGCUGAAUUCAAAGAGGUUAUUGCAAGAGCAAAGACUAUUGUCUGGAAUGGGCCAGUUGGUGUGUUUGAGUUUGCUAAGUUUGAAGCUGGAACAAAGGCUGUUAUGGAUGCUGUAGUAGAAGCAACUAGCAAAGGAGCSACUUCAAUCAUAGGUGGAGGUGAUACUGCAACCUGUUGUGCUAAGUGGGGCACUGAAGACAAAGUCAGCCAUGUYAGUACAGGUGGUGGUGCAAGCCUUGAACUCCUUGAAGGUAAAACUCUUCCUGGCGUGGCAGCUUUGUCACCUCAAAGUAGCAUAUAAAAAGCAAAACCCACGGGCUUCACAUGGGGGUGAAAGAACAAGAACUGACUUUGAGUUUGACAGUGGUUAUUAGUGGACACUAUAAAAUUAUGAUUYUGAUAUUGAUUGAAUAUGUCGAUUGAAGUAUAAUAUUACUGAUGAUAAAAGAAGUAGCAAUAAACAGGAACUGUAAAAUUCUAAUAAGAUUUAUAAAAGAUAGCCUCAUAGGUUCUCAGAAAGGUUUUAAGUASGUUCUAAGAAAAYAUACAGAUAUGUAUGAAAACCAAUGGAAAUAAAAAUAUGGAUCUCUCA
Molecule: messenger RNA, 1614 nt
Organism: Exaiptasia diaphana
Lineage: Eukaryota; Metazoa; Cnidaria; Anthozoa; Actiniaria; Aiptasiidae
Product: phosphoglycerate kinase-like
Exons: 13
Biological process (GO): glycolytic process; gluconeogenesis
Cellular component (GO): cytosol
Molecular function (GO): ADP binding; ATP binding; phosphoglycerate kinase activity
Source: RefSeq, a predicted model, not a curated record